CCCUCCUUUUUUUUUUUGCUUCAAACACAUCAACACAACUCCCAUUAUCCAAUUGAAGAACUGCCCCAAAUCAUUUCUUUAAGCCGUAUAUUUUCUGCUUUUUCAAGCUUCAACAAUGGUGGCCAUUUCCAAACCCCCACUCGAACAGCUCUUCGUCAAGCCCUGCAAACCAAACAACAACUCCCCAUGUAUUCCAACUAUUCCCCUGAUUGACCUCUCCAAAUCUGAAUCAAAACAGCUCCUCGUUAAAGCCUGUCAAGAUUUUGGAUUCUUCAAGGUUGUCAAUCAUGGCGUUCCAAUGAAAUUUAUCAGUAAACUUGAAUCAGAAGCCGUUAAGUUCUUCUCCUCUCCUCUUUCUCUCAAACAAAAAGCAGGCCCACCCAAUCCCUUCGGUUAUGGGAACAAACGUCUUGGCCAAAACGGUGAUUUUGGUUGGGUUGAAUAUCUUCUUCUCAACGCCAAACUCGAUUCCGAUCACAAAAAUCCAACUCUCUCCAUUUCUGAAGAACACCCAGAAAAAUUCCAAAGUCUUGUGAAUGAUUACGUGACAGAAGUGAAGAAGAUGGCUUGUGAUAUUCUUGAAUUACUAGCAGAUGAAUUAAAACUGCAGCAACGAAAUGAGCUUCAAGAACACGAACCGAAAGGAAGAAAACUGAUUGGAUUUGGAGAACACACAGACCCACAAAUCAUUUCGGUUUUGCGAUCCAACAACACUUCGGGUUUAGAAAUUUCAUUGAGAGAUGGGAGUUGGAUGUCUGUUCCUCCUGAUUCAAACUCCUUCUUCAUAAAUGUUGGAGAUUCGUUACAGGUAAUGACAAAUGGAAGAUUCAAGAGUGUGAAGCAUAGAGUGGUGGCAAAUAGCUUGAAAAGUAGGAUGUCAAUGAUUUAUUUUGGAGGACCACCUUUGAGUGAGAAGAUAGCACCAUUGCCUUCACUUAUGGAAAGAGAAGAGGCUAGCUUGUACAAAGAAUUCACUUGUACACAGAUGAACAAAAUCUGGACAAAAAAGUCCGGAUCUACAUCUUUAGAGUGUGGAAGUUACCGUUUUACCCUUGCUUAUGUUUAG
Messenger RNA from Lactuca virosa, 1066 nucleotides. The record is from the annotation of a GenBank genome assembly. NCBI's taxonomy places the organism in Eukaryota, Viridiplantae, Streptophyta, Magnoliopsida, Asterales, Asteraceae.